UGCUAUGCAUGCUUUCGAUCUUAAUUUUUUUUUGCAAUUCUGUUGUAGUUUGAUGCUAGAAGAAUUAAAAGACGUAAAAAUUGAGUUACUGAAGACUUAUUACUUACUAAAUAAUGAACACUGUACAAGGAUUCUGUGAUUUCAACAUACCUUCCCGAUGUAGCCCUACCACUACAUUGAGAGAUGUCGUCAUACGUGCUGUCAAACUUGGUUAUGGGGCCAUUGCCAUCAAUACAACAAUAGAAGAAGAUGUUUUAAUCACAACAAAGAAAAAAACUAACAAGAAAGGUGAUGCAAUAGAGGACAAAAAAGAAAUUCCCCUGCCUCCUAAACUGAAUUUCACACAAGAAGAAUUGGAUUCCUUUAAAGUUCAUGGGAAAAGUGUGAAAAUUUUACAGCGCUUGACUGUUAUGCUUAGUGACCCUACAAACACACAAAAACUGGUGCAGUCCGUGAAUGCCAAAAGUUAUGAUUUAAUAGCAGUUUGCCCUACAACUACAGCUGCAUUUCUGCAUGCUGUGGCAAAUAUGGAUGUAGACAUUAUUACAUACCAUCCAAUGGACACUAAAGAAGUGAGAUUCAAUAGAAGACAGUACCACCAAGCUACUGACAGGGGAAUAUUUUUUGAGAUACCAUAUGCAUUCAUGCUCAGAGAUCCAGCAAUGCGAAAAAAAAUUAUUCAGAUAUCUCACCAAUACCAUGCAGUUGGAAAAUCAAGAAACAUAAUCAUCGGUAGUGGAGCAAACACGCCAAUGGAGCUUCGAGCACCGUAUGACGUGGCCAAUUUAGGACUGCUUUUUGGGUUAACUGAAGGUGAAGCGAGAUCUGCGUUGACCUUAAGUGGGAGAUCAGUCGCACUUCAUGCUGUGACAAGAAAAACUGGAAAAUGUGUAAGUUUCAUCACAGAGACAGAUAAGCUUGAUCCAGAAGAACGGUGGAAAGCUCGUGAGAUAGCAGAUGCGGAAGAAAGACUUCUCGGAAAACCGGAGACCAAAAAAUUGAAAAUGGAUUCCGAUACAGUUUCAUAGACAAAGUGGACAAUGUGCUGCACUUAUUGUAUUCCAUUUUGAUCAAUAGAUUAUGGCUGAACUACAGAAGAACAUAUCAUUUGAAGUUACAGCUGCUCUUGCGGAGGGCUUUACGUUCUGCAAUUUAAGAUCGAUGUAUCGCAAGUUAUAGACAUUCACACUUUCAUAACAAAAUGUUGCCCCAAAAAUAGAGAGCUGCCAAAAAAAUACAACAUGUAAGCAAAA
Daphnia carinata is the source of this 1253-nucleotide messenger RNA. It is a transcript of the gene Rpp30, whose product is annotated as ribonuclease P protein subunit p30-like. Gene Ontology annotation, biological process: tRNA processing. Gene Ontology annotation, cellular component: nucleolar ribonuclease P complex. Lineage: Eukaryota; Metazoa; Arthropoda; Branchiopoda; Diplostraca; Daphniidae. Gene Ontology annotation, molecular function: RNA binding. Bases 114 to 1028 code for a protein of 304 amino acids. The transcript has 8 exons. The record is from RefSeq and is a predicted model, not a curated record.